Molecule: messenger RNA, 1059 nt
Organism: Paralichthys olivaceus (Japanese flounder)
Lineage: Eukaryota; Metazoa; Chordata; Actinopteri; Pleuronectiformes; Paralichthyidae
Gene: cts12
Product: cathepsin 12
Biological process (GO): positive regulation of apoptotic signaling pathway; positive regulation of peptidase activity; immune response
Cellular component (GO): lysosome
Molecular function (GO): cysteine-type endopeptidase activity; cysteine-type endopeptidase activator activity involved in apoptotic process
Source: RefSeq, a predicted model, not a curated record
AUGGGAACAAAACAGACUCACAUCAGCACAGCUCAUCAGUCUGGCUUCCUGCUGAGGGCAGCCCUGCUCUCCGUCCUGUUGUGCAGCCCGAGGCGUGUGGCCUCCGACUCAGAUGAGGUGAUCCUGACUGACUGGGAGAUUUGGAAGAGCAGCCAUGGCGUAACCUACGAUGAUCUGGACGACAUGCAGAGGAGGGCGAUCUGGGAGGAGAACAAGCAGAUGAUCGAUGACAAUAAUCAGGGUUUUUUUAUGGGGAUCAGGCCGUUCACUAUGGCUAUGAAUAAAUAUGGAGACCUGACACAACAAGAAUUCCAGGUGUUGCAAGGUGCCUCGAUAAACGCCCAGUUUGUGCACAGAGGGAAGACGGUCUCUGCUCGACGGCUGCGCAGCAAUGCUCGGAAGUUAGAUGCUUGGUUUGUCGACUACAGGACCAUGGGUUAUGUCACUGAGGUGAAAGAUCAGGGUUACUGUGGCUCCUGCUGGGCCUUCAGCACCACAGGAGCUAUCGAGGGACAAAUCUACAAGAAGACCGGUCAGCUUAUCUCCUUGAGUGAGCAAAACUUGGUGGACUGCUCCAAACCUUACGGCACCUUUGGCUGCAACGGUGCCUGGAUGGCCAACGCCUAUGACUAUGUGGUGAACAACGGGCUGCAGUCGACAAGCACCUACCCAUACAUCUCAGUGGAUACUCAGCCCUGUUAUUACGAGAGCAGACUAGCGGUCGCUCAUAUCAAAGACUACAGGUUCAUACCCAAAGGAGACGAGCAGGCCCUGGCUGACGCUGUGGCAACCAUUGGUCCAAUCACAGUGGCCAUUGAUGCGGAUCAUGCAAGCUUCCUGUUCUACAGCUCAGGAAUAUACGAUGAGCCGAGCUGUAACCCCAAUAAUCUGAGUCACGCUGUUCUGCUGGUUGGUUACGCCUCUGAAGGAGGACAAGACUACUGGAUCAUCAAAAACAGUUGGGGCAGCAGUUGGGGUGAAGGCGGCUACAUGCGAAUGGUCCGGGACGGCAGUAACACAUGUGGCAUUGCAAGUUAUGCUUUGUACCCUACUUUAUGA